GCCUCAUCAAAGUAACUCUCUCCCUCUGUCUCUCUCUCUCUGCACUUCGUUUCUUGUCGACCAAUGGCGAAAUCACCAGAGGAACAACACCCAGUGAAAGCUUUCGGAUGGGCAGCUAGAGACCCAUCCGGUGUCCUCUCUCCCUUCAAAUUCUCCCGAAGGGCAACUGGAGAUGAAGACGUGAAAUUCAAAGUAUUGUAUUGUGGGAUCUGUCAUUCCGACCUUCACAGUGUCAAGAAUGAAUGGGGCUUUUCCCAGUAUCCUGUCCUUCCCGGGCACGAGAUUGUGGGUGAAGUAACGGAAGUGGGUAGCAAGGUAAAAAAGUUCAAAGUUGGAGAUAAAGUUGGAGUGGGGUGCAUGGUUGGAUCAUGUCACUCGUGUGACAACUGCGCCAAUGAUCUUGAAAAUUAUUGUCCCAAAUUCAUCCUUACUUAUAAUUCCACAUACUAUGAUGGAACUCCGACAUAUGGAGGUUACUCUGAUAUUUUAGUUGUUAAUGAGCACUUUGUGGUUCGUUGGCCUGAAAAUCUGCCUCUUGAUGCUGGUGCUCCCCUUCUUUGUGCUGGAAUCACAACUUAUAGCCCCUUGAAAUAUUAUGGACUUGACAAGCCUGGAAUGCAUGUGGGUGUAGUGGGUUUAGGUGGAUUGGGACAUGUAGGUGUGAAGUUUGCAAAGGCUUUGGGGGUCAAGGUGACAGUCAUUAGUACAUCCCCAAGCAAGAAAGAGGAGGCCAUUGAACAUAUUGGUGCUGAUUCAUUUUUGGUCAGCCGUGAUCCAGAUCAGAUGCAGGCUGCUAUGGGCACAAUGGAUGGUAUCAUCGACACAGUCUCUGCAGUUCAUCCUCUCCUGCCAUUGAUCGGUCUGUUGAAAUCUCAUGGGAAGCUGGUUAUGGUUGGUGCACCAGAGAAGCCAUUGGAGCUACCAGUAUUUCCUUUACUCAUGGGGAGGAAGUUAGUGGCUGGAAGUGGCAUUGGGGGGAUGAAGGAGACCCAAGAAAUGAUUGAUUUUGCAGCUGAACACAACAUAACAGCGGACAUUGAGGUUAUUCCAAUGGACUAUGUGAACACUGCUAUGGAACGUCUUGUGAAAGCUGACGUUAGAUAUCGAUUCGUGAUUGACGUUGGGAACACACUGAAGGCUGCCUAAUCACUGCAUAUUUAUCCUCAUUAUCAACGAGACUUGGAAAAAUGAGAAUGAAAAUCCAGAGACUUUAGUAUCCAAUUGUUUUAUUUUGUCCUCUACUUUUGGUGUUUGAACAAGUUUUUUUGGACUACAACAAUCAACUUAUUGUGACUGAAUAAAGUUGUUUUCCAAAUUUGUAAUCGUAUGUUCGGUUGUUUAAAAACUGGGUGCUUAAACUAUUGGUUUGAAUUUUACCUUGCUCCAACAUUGAACCUUUUGUUUAAGGUGCAAUAUGAAAAAGUGGAAUGUUUAAGG
This is a messenger RNA of Ilex paraguariensis (yerba mate), 1437 nucleotides long. NCBI's taxonomy places the organism in Eukaryota, Viridiplantae, Streptophyta, Magnoliopsida, Aquifoliales, Aquifoliaceae. The record is from the annotation of a GenBank genome assembly.